Messenger RNA from Ochlerotatus camptorhynchus, 1590 nucleotides. RefSeq lists its product as uncharacterized. The transcript has a single exon. Bases 1 to 1590 code for a protein of 529 amino acids. Lineage: Eukaryota; Metazoa; Arthropoda; Insecta; Diptera; Culicidae. The record is from RefSeq and is a predicted model, not a curated record.
AUGGCACCGGGAUUGAGGACACUUUGUCACCAAGAGCGGUUCUAUUUGGACACGUUGGCCAACGCAAAGCAAUUUGUUUCUGGUUACGACGCAGAGCAACAUAGACGGCAACUAGCAGGAUGGAAGCAACGGAUUGAUGGCUUGGAUGAGAAAUUUCAUGCCAAUCGCCUGGCCAUUGAAUUAUCGUUCGACGAUGAAGAUGAAGAUGAGCAGGAAGAAGAUGAAGUUGAGGUUGCAGAAAAGGAAGCGGAGAAGGCUGCCGCUCAAGAAAGCAAUUGGCUUAUUCGGCAGAAAUUCGAACUUGAUUACGUUUUGGUGUACAGCUUCUUGGCUAACGAAAUUAAAAGGCAUGCAUCGUGUUCCCAACCUAACCUCAACCAACAUCCACCUAUUCAGUCGCGGGUCAAUCUGCCUAAUGUGAAACUGCCAAGUUUUGAUGGCACCAUUUCGGAAUGGAUCACUUUUCGCGAUUCAUUCAAAUCGCUUAUCGACUCCAAUGCUGAUUUUUCGCAUUUCGAUAAAUUUUCCUACCUUAUGGUGUCUCUGACGAAAGACGCGAGGAAGGUGAUCGAAGCUAUAGAGCUUACAGCUGCCAAUUAUCCUGUCGCCUGGCAGCUGCUUGAAAAUAGGUUUGAGAAUAAGAAGCUUAUCUUCAAGACAUACAUGGACGCUCUAUUUUCGAUUGAGCCCAUGAAACGGGAAUCGUAUGAAUCGUUGACGCGGUUGGUCGACGAGUUCGAGCGAAACCUAAAGAUGAUUGACAAAAUGGGAUUCUUAACGGAGAACUGGAGUGUAUUUCUGGCUCACAUGGUCUGCUGUCGUCUCGAUCCCUCAACCCUCAAGCAGUGGGAGUCAUUCUAUCGUUCAACAGAAGUUCCAGAAUACCACGAUCUUAUGGCCUUUUUGCGUGGUCAUUUAUCCGUUCUCCAGUCGUUGCCGUCGUCCAAAUCGUAUUCGUCGGAUUCUCACAAACCGGAGCAGCAUCGGCCGCUGAAAUCGAAGGCCGUCUACGCCGUCACCAGUUCAGCGACCAGCUCGUGUCCGUUUUGCUCGAAGUCCGCCCACUCUCCAUUCAAAUGCGAAUUCUUCCAAGGGUUGUCAGUUAAGCAACGCUUCGAUCUUGUGAAGAAAAAGAACUUGUGCAUUAAUUGUUUAUCGCCGGAGCACAUGGUUCGCAAAUGUUCAUCUGGUACAUGCCGAGUAGACAAGUGUCACCAAAGGCAUCACACUAUGCUCCAUCAAGCAUCGAUUGAUCAUCCAUCUACUCCUACUAACCCAAACGCUCCACGUUCAUUUCCUGUCCAGCCGGGAAAUCCUCCGAAUCAGUCCUUCUCGCAAACUCACUCGCCAUCGUCGUCGUCAUCGUCUGGAAGCCAACAGCCCUCUGUCACUAGCCUUGUGUCCACCAACGUCGUUGGAGCUCCUUCUGUUCCUGCUACUGUGCUGCUGCAGACGGCAAUCAUCAAGGUGUUCGCUUCGAAUGGACAACCCCAGUGGGCCAGAGCCCUGUUAGAUCCAGCGUCGCAGUUGAACCUUAUCACCGAGAACAUCGUCCAAAGGCUGAAGUUGCGCCGCUACCACUGGCAUUAG